This is a messenger RNA of Olea europaea var. sylvestris, 822 nucleotides long. RefSeq names its product pectin acetylesterase 12-like. Gene Ontology annotation, biological process: cell wall organization. The annotation marks the transcript as partial. Gene Ontology annotation, cellular component: plant-type cell wall. The record is from RefSeq and is a predicted model, not a curated record. The transcript has 9 exons. NCBI's taxonomy places the organism in Eukaryota, Viridiplantae, Streptophyta, Magnoliopsida, Lamiales, Oleaceae. Gene Ontology annotation, molecular function: pectin acetylesterase activity.
AUGGAUAUACGAAUGCAGACUAACAAGAGGCCAUUGAAGAAUAGGAGGAGGAGACUAAAGAGUGGGUACCAAGACAAGGUAUGUCAUGCUGAGAUACAGUCACCUUUCGAUAUCGAAGGAUUAGAUUUAGAGGAGUCUCUCUCUUCGUGCUUAACUUUUGCAGUGUGUUUGGACGGAACAUUACCUGGCUAUCACUUGCAUCCUGGGCACGGGGAAGGAGCAAACCGUUGGCUCAUUGAAUUGGAGGGUGGAGGGUGGUGUAACAACAUCAGAACUUGUGUUUACCGAAAAGGGACACAUCGUGGGUCGUCCAAUCUUUUUGAAAAGAAGAUUCCAUUCACUGGAAUACUAAGCAACAAGGCUGAAGAGAAUCCAGAUUUUUUUAACUGGAAUAGAGUAAAGAUUCGAUAUUGUGAUGGGGCCUCCUUUGCUGGGGACAGUGAAGAUAAGGCUACCGGUUUGCAGUUCAGAGGACAACGUAUAUGGCUAGCUGCAAUUGAAGACUUAAUGUCAAGAGGAAUGCACAAUGCAGACCAAGCCCUUCUUUCUGGUUGCUCUGCCGGUGGUCUAGCAUCGAUUUUACAUUGUGAUGAGUUCCAAAGUUUCUUUCCUGGAAGCACCAAAGUGAAGUGUCUGAGUGACGCUGGAUUAUUUAUGGAUGCGGUUGACAUAUCAGGUGGACAUACACUGAGAGAAUUUUUUGGUGGUGUAGUUAGCUUGCAGGGUGUUAAGAAAAACCUGCCAAGCUCUUGUACUGAACAUCUAGAUCCAACUUCGUGCUUCUUUCCUCAGAAUUUAAUUGCCAACAUUGAAACCCCGAUG